GAAAGCUACGUGCCUAUCAGUCAGAAACAACGUAUUAGUACGGAAUAAGCGAUAGCAGGGAGAACACUCAAGCGACGAGAUCGUAUGUAAGCAAUGGAUCCCAAACUCCAGGAAUGGGUCGAGAGAACUGCUGUGCCUUUAGAAGCCAAAGGCAGCUUCACUGUGUACCAACUUCAGCCGGAAAUGAAGCACGAAGAUAAGAAGAACAAGGUGCGUGUGUUCACCGUUGGGCCUAAGAAGGACCGAGAAGUGAAGGCGGUGCUCUUGCUGGGGGAGACUGGGAGUGGCAAAACGUUAUUCUGCAACACUUUCCUCAACAGGGUCUUCGGUGUUGCAAAAGAAGACAGAAUUAGACUCAAUUUGAAAGACCAGAUGGACCCAGCCAGUAAGAAUCCAAUAUACAGUCAGACGGAAUAUAUAUCAGUUUACUUGAUCUAUCACCAAGAUGGGAUGCCAUAUGAGUACAACUAUAUGGUCAUCGAUACACCGGGAUUCGGUGACACAGGAGGUCAGGACAUUGAUAAAGUUAAUGACAGUUGUUUCCGGUUUUAUUUGUCAGAUGAAACUUGGAUUAAACAUCUUAACAGUGUUGGCAUAGUCUGGAAAGCUUCAGACCUCAGGUAUACUGAAAAAAACAGAAAAAUCCUUAGGAUGAUGCGGGACCUUCUGUGCUUUGACACUAAGGCCAUAACAGACGUUCUCAUGACAUUCACAGUCAGUGAGAAUACAAAUGCCCUGAAAGUUAUUGAGGAGGCUGGAAUAGAGUAUCAAGAGGUAUUCUUCUUUAAUAAUGAGCCUAUAUAUUCAACUUGCCCACAAGAUGAUAAGAGGGAGAAAAAGUACACAAUUCAGUGGGAAGAGAUGGUAGACAGUCAAGGGAAAUUCCUUGAUUCUCUGAAUAAGAGAAAGGCUGUCGAUCUCAAUAUCUCGGGAAGACUUUUGCUGAACCGGUUGAAGUACAACUCAGAGCAGGAAAGUCGCAAACUUGGCCUGCGGGGUAAGCAGUUGCCAAGAGUUGAUUGGAAUAGUGUAAAGGUGCCGGAUCUUAGCGAAAAUAACAUACUUUUGGAUGAUGGCGAACACAGCCACUUCUGCAUCAAGUGUAAACGAGUAUGUGAUUCUGAGUGUAGAAAUGACCACAAAUCUCAUUCCUGGCAACGAAAAAUAGGAUAUACUGGGCAGUUAAUAAAUGGUGCAGCUACUAUACUGGCUACAUUAAUGAAUUAUAUGCCUACUGGAGAUGGAUUAGAGGAAAUUAAAUUUAUUGUUCCAUAUGUAUCCGGGCUACUUGUUGGUGUAGGUGUGGUGGUAGGAGCAGUUUUCUAUUUUAAGAGUAAAAAGACGUCUCAAUUUCACGCUACUGAGGGGAACAACCCUUGUCCGCAGUGCAGCCACCUUGGCACUGAUCACGAAAUUAGAGAAAAAUAUAUAACCAAAGAUGCCAAUUUCGACCUCAAAAUGGAAAUUGCCAAGAAGGAUCAAUAUCUGCGUGUAGUGGGAAAGGAAGCCGACAUUGAAGCCGAAAUUAACGCUUGCAAACCAAGAUUGAAGGAGCUAGGAGUGCAAAUUCUGAGUUAAUUUGCCAUAUCAGGCAAUAUAACUUUCAGAAGAGUGAGCUACGGCGUGAUUUGAAUGCCAUAAAACCAAGAAUCAAGAAACUGGUUGACGGCAUGCAACUUAUUGGAAAGGGGAUACAAAUAGAAGCAUUUCAAUUAUACGUGUGGUGACUUAUGUUUGUAAUAUGCAAUGUGUACUUUGUCUUUGUUUUAUUAUUCAUUAUUCUUGAUGUGGAUAUUAUUUUUAGGGUCUUGCGAUUAAUGCAUCAUUGAAAACAAAUUGUCUUUAUGUUGAUACUGCAUAGAAUCAUAAUAAAGAUUGUUUCCACAAAAAAAAAAAAAAAAAAAAAAAAAAAUCAACAGCAUUAGUGUUAAAAUUGAAAGAAAAUAGAAUAAAAAAUACUGGAGAUAUUUUAAAGGUGAAUGAAAGGUAUAUUCUGUUUAAAUGAAUAAGAAAGACACCGACGAAUUGCAUCGAUGUGGGAUACGGAAUAUGUGGUUUGGUAGUUUUAUAUUAUAGGAAAUGUUUAAAGCGUUGCAUUCUGAUUAUAAAGACCAUUUUGAUCAAUACAUUUUAUAGGAUUCGUAUAUAUGUGUUUGAAGAGUUGUAUUUUGAUUAUAGACUAUUUUGAUCAAUACAAAUAGAUUUUGUAGGAUUAGUUAAUUCAUCUGUUUAAAGAGUUACAUAUUGUUCAUAAAGAUUGUUUUGAUCUAAACAAAGAGAUUUUGUAGGAUUUGUUCAUUUAUAUAGGUUUGAAGAGUUGCAUUUUGAUUAUAAAGAUUGUUUUGAUCUAAACAAAGAGAUUUUGUAGGAUUUGUUAAUUUUGAUUAUAAAGACUGUUUUGUUUUAUACACACAGAUUUUCAAAUAUAGCACGUAGAUAGCGUGUAUUUUCAAAUCUUCCUUUUUCUUUAACAAUUUUCAUAGGUAUUAUAAUUACCGAUUUAUUGUAAGGAUGUUGGAAUUAUUAACUCUGUUAUCAUUAUUAACUCUGUUAUCAUUACUGAUUAUAACAAGUGUGUUUUGACUUCUAAUUCUGCACCAACAUUUGCACUAAUGUACUUUCUUGUCACAUACGUCGUAUUAAAUGUGGAUGAAAUA
Molecule: messenger RNA, 2657 nt
Organism: Penaeus chinensis
Lineage: Eukaryota; Metazoa; Arthropoda; Malacostraca; Decapoda; Penaeidae
Exons: 2
Coding region: 94-1578 (494 amino acids)
Source: RefSeq, a predicted model, not a curated record